UGGCGUGGUGAGGGAUUCAUGAUGCUCUGGACCUGUCGAGUGCUCUAUUCCCAGGCUGGCCCCUCUGCUGGGGCCUGGCAGCCCUUGAGCUUUGAUGGUGCGGCCUUCCGCCUCAAGGGCACAGGAGAACUGACACGGGCUUUGCUAGUGCUACGGCUGUGUGCCUGGCCCCCUCUGGUCACCCACGGCCUGGUGCUCCAGGCCUGGUCUCAGCGACUCCUGGGCUCCCGGCUCUCAGGCGCGCUUCUCCGAGCAUCUGUCUAUGGGCAGUUUGUGGCUGGUGAGACCGCAGAGGAGGUGAGGGGCUGUGUCCAACAGCUCCAGACUCUAGGCCUCCGGCCCCUGCUGGCAGUGCCUACUGAGGAGGAGCCAGACUCAGCUGUCAAGACUGGUGAGGCCUGGUAUGAGGGAAACCUCAGUGCGAUGCUGCGGUGUGUGGACCUGUCACGAGGCCUCCUGGAGACCCCUGGCCCAACUGGGAACAUCCUCAUGCAAUUGAAGGUGACGGCGCUGACCAGCUCUCGGCUCUGUAAAGAGCUAACUUCGUGGGUCAGAAGGCCCGGAGCUCCCUCGGAGCUGAGCCCUGAGAGGCUGGCAGAAGCCAUGGACUCUGGCCGGGGCUUCCAGGUCCCCUGCCUCAAUGCCGAGCAAAACCAGCAUCUCCAGUCCUCUCUGAGACGCUUACAGCAGGUGGUACAGCAUGCCCGGGCCCAGCACGUGAGGCUCCUGGUGGAUGCCGAGUACACUUCGUUGAAUCCUGCUCUGUCUCUGCUAGUGGCUGCCCUGGCAGUGCGCUGGAACAGCCGCAGGGAAGGUGGGCCCUGGGUGUGGAACACUUACCAGGCCUAUCUGAAGGACACAUACGAGCAGCUGAGGCGAGAUGCUGAGGCUGCAGACAGGUCCGGUCUGGCCUUUGGAGUGAAACUGGUACGAGGGGCGUAUCUGGACAAGGAAAGAAAGGUGGCCCUGCUCCAAGGGGCCAAAGAUCCUACUCAGCCUGACUAUGAGGCUACCAGACAGAGUUAUAGCCGCUGUUUGGAGCUGAUGCUGACCCACGUGUCCCAACGUGGCCCUCUAUGCCACCUUAUGGUGGCUUCCCACAAUGAGGAAACUGUUUGCCAGGCAACCAAGCGCAUGUGGGAGCUGGGCAUUCCUCUGGAUGGGCCCGUCUGUUUUGGACAACUUCUGGGGAUGUGUGACCAUGUCUCCCUGGCAUUGGGGCAGGCCGGCUAUGCCGUGUAUAAGUCCAUCCCCUACGGCUCUCUGGAGGAGGUGAUCCCCUACCUGAUCCGGAGGGCCCAGGAGAACCGGAGUGUGCUGCAGGGUGCCCGCAGGGAACGGGAGCUGCUCAGCCAAGAACUUUGGAGGAGGCUGCUGGGUGGGGCCUGAGGCUACCCUUUUAGCACCCCCAGGGGUUAUGUGGUCAAUAAAGGUCCCGAGCUACUGUCU
Molecule: messenger RNA, 1449 nt
Organism: Pteropus alecto (black flying fox)
Lineage: Eukaryota; Metazoa; Chordata; Mammalia; Chiroptera; Pteropodidae
Gene: PRODH2
Product: proline dehydrogenase 2
Exons: 10
Coding region: 19-1389 (456 amino acids)
Cellular component (GO): mitochondrion
Molecular function (GO): proline dehydrogenase activity; FAD binding
Source: RefSeq, a predicted model, not a curated record